UACCACCCAGUGAACUUUACCGAGAUGAUAAAAGAAGAAAGCAGACAAACCGGUCUCUUUAUUUGAGCUCACGUUGAAGAUAUUGGAUAUAAAAUUUACGGCAAAACCUGAGGGUGAGUUACCAGGCAUGUCAUCCGUACCAAAUAGGUCGCAGUGUUUGUCCUAUUGUUGCUCAUCGAAAGACUCCCUGCCUCAUAGCAAACUGCACGGAGACAAAUCCUACGAUCAUCGAAAUCCCCAUGUUCUUUCACGUUCACGUGACACUUCACUUGUUUAGUUAAACUUUAUCAUAGCAACCAGGAGUGUUAAUUUAAGCAGCAACACUGUAACGAGUUUCAAACCUGCGAAAGGAUAAACAUUGUUUAUCCUAUUCUUCAAUUUGCAUAUUAGUUGUGAAUCUUAUAGUGCUUCUAGCUAAAAAUUCUUCCUCUAGUUUAUUGUGCUCGUUAAGUGAAGUAACACCUAAAUCUCGUGUUUAAACAUUACAACCAAACGUAGUAACAACUAUUCGUUGCGAUUACACCGUGCGAACUUUAAAAUUUGUUCAAAUGAGCUUCGAAAUAAUUAACACUGUAGACAAACUGACGCUUUCAGAUCAAAUAGAACAAGAGAAAAUAAGCUUAAAUCUUCUCAGGCAGACAAACUGCAAACUAGAAGAAUCCAUCGACAUUUUAGAGGAUCAGCUGGCUUCAAUUGAAGAUGAAGAUAAUGAAUGGAAGACGAGAUAUUUAAUUCAGAAAGAGAUGAAUGACUACUACAAAAGGGCAUUCUUCUUCUGCGAUCAGCAAAUACCGAAGGCGAAAGCACUUCAACGAACAAUAAACCGUGCUGUUAGAAGGGGCUCAAAAUUAUCUAGCUACAUGGAUCUUGACGAAGAUUCGGUUCAAGAACUUGAGGAUUAUCGUACGUACAUAAUCAAAUUAUGUCGCGAGCUGGAAUCGAGGAUCGAUCAGGAGGGAAAGGCUUAUUACUGGGCUACAGAAAUUCGAAAACGCGCACUCAUUGAAUUAAACUAUACAUAUAUACCAGCACCAGUAAGUAAGUAUCCUGUGGAGAAGAAAGAAGAUGAAAGUGAUAAACUAGUGAGGAAGACACAAAAUCGAACAUUUAAUUCUAAAUAUGGUCUAGGAAGUAAAACAAGUGGAGUGAAGAAACUGCCUCCAAUGCAUUUCUGACCGACAUCGCUGAAAACAUAUAUAAAACUGUCUUUUUAUUAAACCAAACAUGAUGUCUAAAACGAAAAAUGAGUUGUCAUUUACGUGUAAUGAAUGCCGAAAGUUGGCUGAUAGUAAUUACUGACUUUUACG
Schistosoma haematobium is the source of this 1307-nucleotide messenger RNA. RefSeq lists its product as uncharacterized. Bases 549 to 1175 code for a protein of 208 amino acids. The transcript has 8 exons. The record is from RefSeq and is a predicted model, not a curated record. Lineage: Eukaryota; Metazoa; Platyhelminthes; Trematoda; Strigeidida; Schistosomatidae.